Molecule: messenger RNA, 2965 nt
Organism: Leptopilina boulardi
Lineage: Eukaryota; Metazoa; Arthropoda; Insecta; Hymenoptera; Figitidae
Exons: 4
Coding region: 47-1186 (379 amino acids)
Source: RefSeq, a predicted model, not a curated record
UCGGAAUAACAGUGUAAAACGUGGUGCCGGGUUUUAUGUUAUUCAAAUGGAUAAUUUAAUAAAUUUGGCGUGGGUACAAUUCUCAAACGGGACAGACAAAGUGGUUCCGAUAGGAAAUAUACAAAAUUUUGUUCCUAAGAACAAAUCGGAUUUCAAUAGUGGUAGGAAAUACAAAGUGUGGUGUUUGGGGACCAAAGGGAAAGAAGAUAAUUUGCUAAACGGAUUCAUCCUUUUAUUAGGCUCGGAUAACGAUGAUAUUGACCAUCAGAAAAGUCAAAAGCGGGUUAAAUUUCCGAAUAAAAGAAGAAUGAGUUUAAACAAUUCCAUGGUAAAAACUACGGAAACGAAAAAGGCUAAAAAGGAGUCUAAAAUAAUGAAUAGUAGUACAACUAUUACCACGGAAAUACUUCAAAAAGCUCAUGAAAUCAUUCAUCGUUUAGAUGACACUAUUGAUAAUGUAUAUAACGAGAAGGAUUAUGCUGAGAAUGACAAUGAGGAAGAUAAUUUCUUUGUGGAUGCCCUUGAGGAUAACGAUUGGUUUUUCGAUGCUGAAGAUGAGAGCAGCAUAAAUGAAACAUUUUUUUCAUCGCAACAAAAAUACUCUACACUUGACGAAAUGAUAAAUGCACCUGAAUUCAAUACCCCAGCGAGUGCAACAGUCAAUAAGUCUAUCGGUGAAAUUAUUCUAAUAAUUAUCAAAUAUGCUCUUGUCCAUUCGUUAUCAUUCACUGCUACUUUUAAUUUAUUCCGUCUUAUUAAUUCUAUAUUCGAAUUACCAAUUUGGCCAAAUACGAAAUACUUAUUAGAUAAAUUGUUUUGUCCUAAAAAAUGGAUAACUUUUCAUGCCAAUUGUACUCAAUGUAGUGAAUAUAUCGGUGCUUAUGAAACCCGAAAAACUCAACAUGUUCGAUGUGAAAAGUGCCAAAUUUCAAUUAAUGUCAAAGAUUAUGGUUACAACAAUUUUUUUAUCACAAUGGACCCUUCUUUUCCGAUUUCGCAAUUAUUAGAGACGAAUUCAGACUAUUAUAAUUUUGUAGUUAAAGAAAGAAAGGGAAAAGAAAAUUGUUUUAACGACAUUUAUGACGGUAAGCUUUACCGCAAAUUUGUUGACUCAUUAAGUGAAAAUGACAAACAAAUCUUGCAACCAAAGGAAUUAAAUGUAUUCUUGACGGUGUCGAAAGUAUAAUCAAAAUUUUUUCUUUAGUUUGCUGCGUCGAUGCAGCUGCACGAGCCCCAGUGCAAGGUUUCAAAAAGUUCAAUGGUAAAUAUGGUUGUAGUCAGUGCCUUCAUCCAGGAAAGUGGAUUAGGAAAUCCAAAAAUUCAUGUCAAGGUUGCAUUAAAUUUCCUUUGUUAAAUAAUGUUCCAAAAGAUAGAACUCUUUCUGAUACUAAGAAGCAUGUAGAAACAGCUACAGAAAAAAACCAGUUUUUGGUGUAAAAACGCGGUCUCCUUUAUUGGAUUUAAUGAUUUUCGAUUUAAUUCGCGGUUGCGUACCUGAUAGCAUGCACCUAGUAUCUAGGAUUGCAAAACAAAUUUCUAAUAUGUUGUUUGGAACUAAACAAAAAGUAGGUUUAAUCUCACGUAAGACUUUAAGUAAUAUUGAUUUAUUUUUGAGUAACAUAAAAUCCCCUCAUUAAGUCGGGCGAUUGUCUCGUCGAUUCUCUGAAAGAGAAUAUUGGAAAGCGAGAGAGUGGGAGAACUGGACUCUAUUUUAUAGUUUCCCAAUUUUUAAAAAUUAUUGCCAAAAGAUUAUGUUGAUCACUGGGCCCUGUUUGUUGAAGCCAUAUACAUUUUGAUGCUGGAAGAAAUAUCACUUUUUGAACUUAAUUUAGCUGAUGAAAUGUUAUAUCAAUUUGUAGCUAGAACAGAAAGAUUGUAUUCUAAAUGGGCAAUGACCUUUAAUAUUCAUUCGCUUUUACAUUUGGCGCGAAGUGUAUAUAAUUGGGGACCAAUAUGGGCUCAUAAUGCAUAUGUGACAGUCCCCGAGAGAAGGGACCUUAGCUCACCAAAACGAAUUUCACAGGGCAAGCGUUUGAAGAAGAAGCAGAAACGCGGAACUCGAAGAGUGGGGCGGAACUUCUGAAAAGUUCCCCCACCACACUAACACAACGUUGUGUUUCUGUAUACGUGAGCUUCGUCUACUUCGUGUAUCUUCGGGUCUCACGUACGCGAAGCUCACGUACGCGAGAGUAUAGUUGUGUAAGUAAAGUAGUGGGACUGAUUUCUUGAGUGCCACAAUCCGCCUCGAAAUGCGCUUGACAUACCCAUCUUCAAAAUGUUAUUGUGUCAAAAGCAAUUAUCCUAAUCAGUUUUUGCCUUUGCAUGUGAAAAAGCAAUUCAAAAUCUAUCAUUUACCAUAUAAAACUCAAUAUUGACCUCUGGUGAGCUAAGGUCCCUUCUCUCGAGGACUGUCACAUAUGCAUUUGAGUCAGAAAAUGGAAAAUUUUUGUGAUCCACUCAUUCAGCAAACGGAAUACACCACCAAAUAUGCCGCAGAAUAAGCUUACAGUAUUCUAUGAUUAUGUUAAAAAAACGAGUAGAAACAUCCUUUUCCAUUAGACACUUUUAUACAACUGUUGGUAGUAAUGUGGCAGCAAAAACGCUUCAACUUUCUUUACACAGAUAUUUUGGUUCUCCUUCUACAGUGAGUACAUUGUGGAUACAAAGAUUAAAUCUUUCUGCCGAAAAUACAGUCUCAUAUGUACGAAUGGUGAAAAAUGGUUGUUUGUUUAUGUCAUCGACAAAAAAUAAUCGACGUUCUAACAAUACUUAUGCUUUGUUGGAUAAUGACUUAUAUGUAAAAAUAAAUUGUUUUGUUGUUGACAGAUUCAACAAAUCAGAAUAUGCAAUUGUUCAAAAGUUAGACACAGCAAAUACUUUCAGCAAUUCAUGUAAAAUGUUGAAGAAAGUUGAAAAGUUUGGUGAUGAAUGUGCUGUGUUGACAAGUUCAUUAAAAACAAUUUUC